Messenger RNA from Aspergillus bombycis, 717 nucleotides. Its product is annotated as copper acquisition factor BIM1-like domain-containing protein. Lineage: Eukaryota; Fungi; Ascomycota; Eurotiomycetes; Eurotiales; Aspergillaceae. The coding region runs from base 1 to 717 and encodes 238 amino acids. The transcript is spliced from 4 exons. The record is from RefSeq and is a predicted model, not a curated record.
AUGGGGACAUUCCCAUCAUCACUAUCGCAAUGGAUGGCCUUCCUCCUUAUGUGUCUGGGCUUGGCAAAUGCCCACACGGUCAUCGUUUAUCCCGGCUAUAGGGGGAACAACUUACAUACAACCGGCACCGUUCAGGAAACCAACGGCCUCGGAGUAGCUAUGAGCCCCAACACAACGAACAAUAACUCCUUAAUAUACCCUUAUGGACAGCAAUGGAUCUAUCCUUGUGGAGUGCCUGUCGGCGGCGGCGCGGUCUCCUUCCAACCUGGCUGGUUCCAGGGUCACGCCACAGCAUUCAUCUACAUCAACUUAGGCUUGGGCACAGUGCCCGAGAAUAUGAGCCAUCCCAUGAUCCCACCUUUCCAGAUCAACGGUCCUUCCAAUGAGCCGUACCCGGGCACAGUUUGCUUGCCACAGGUCCCGUUGCCGGCCAACAUCAGCGUGAGUCCAGGCGACCAUGCUACGAUUCAAGUCGUCGAGACGGCUAAACAUGGCGCCGCUUUGUACAAUUGCGUGGAUAUCGAGUUCGCGGAACCCGAAGACGUCGCCGAGGUCACCCGCGAUAACUGCUUCAACUCAAGUCAUAUCGCCUUCUCACAGAUCUUCGCUGCAACGUCGCUGACGUCGGGUGCUGUUGCACAGGGUGCAACGAGAGGGACGUUUACGACGUUAUUACCUGCUGUAUUAGCGGCUGUGAUGGGUGCUAUGAUGAUGUAA